Messenger RNA from Dimorphilus gyrociliatus, 795 nucleotides. Lineage: Eukaryota; Metazoa; Annelida; Polychaeta; Dinophilidae. The record is from the annotation of a GenBank genome assembly.
CCUUUUCCGGUUUGAUCAAUCAGCCAACAUGAGCAAGAUUAGCAAAGACUCGCUUCUCGAAAGUCUCAACACUGUAUUGAAGAGGUCCCAGGAGAAACCUCGUAAAUUCACCGAGACAAUUGAACUCCAAAUUUCUUUGAAGAACUAUGAUCCCCAAAAGGAUAAGCGUUUUUCGGGAACCGUCAAGCUAAAGCACGUUCCUCGUCCCAAGCUCAACAUCUGUGUAUUGGGAGAUGCCCAGCAUAUUGAUGAAGCUACUGCUAACAACAUCCCAGCCAUGGAUGUUGACUCAUUGAAAAAAUUGAAUAAAAACAAAAAGUUGGUUAAGAAGUUGGCCAAGAAAUACGAUGGUUUCUUAGCAUCUGAUUCUUUGAUCAAGCAGAUUCCAAGAAUCUUGGGACCCGGAUUAAACAAAGCCGGUAAAUUCCCUACUAUGUUGUCCCAUAGUGAAUCUAUGGCUAACAAAGUUGCUGAACAAAAAGCCACUAUUCGUUUCCAAAUGAAAAAGGUAAGCAACACUAGUUCUUUAAGAGAUAAACAGUUGAUGCCAUUUUUCUUUCCAGGUUCUUUGCUUGGCAGUCGCUGUCGGCAAUGUUUCCAUGGCACCAGAAGAUUUGUUGUCUAAUACCAAUAUGGCCAUCAACUUUUUGGUAUCUUUGUUGAAGAAAAACUGGCAAAACGUUAGAGCUUUGUACAUCAAGUCUACAAUGGGUCCCUCUUUACGUAUCUAUUAAAGUCUUGCUGUAAUAGUUUGGCCGUAUGACUUGGUUCAAAUAAAAAGUUAUGAGAAUUGAA